This is a messenger RNA of Syngnathus typhle (broad-nosed pipefish), 553 nucleotides long. RefSeq names its product hemoglobin embryonic subunit alpha-like. Gene Ontology annotation, biological process: oxygen transport; hydrogen peroxide catabolic process. The record is from RefSeq and is a predicted model, not a curated record. The transcript has 3 exons. NCBI's taxonomy places the organism in Eukaryota, Metazoa, Chordata, Actinopteri, Syngnathiformes, Syngnathidae. Bases 66 to 497 code for a protein of 143 amino acids. Gene Ontology annotation, molecular function: oxygen binding; oxygen carrier activity; peroxidase activity. Gene Ontology annotation, cellular component: haptoglobin-hemoglobin complex; hemoglobin complex; blood microparticle.
UGUAGUCCACACUCUAUAUAAAGACUCCAAAUUCGGGGCGUUCAGCUUUUAUUCAAAGUGCCAAGAUGAGUCUCAGCACCAAGGACAAAAACACAGUCAAGGCCUUUUGGGGCGUGGCAUCCAAAAAGGCAGACCUCAUCGGGAACGAAGCCCUGAGUAGGAUGGUCUUUGUGUACCCCCAGACUAAGACCUACUUUGCCCACUGGAAGGACGUGAAACCGGGCUCCCCUUCAGUCAAGAAGCAUGGCCAGGUGAUCAUGGGGGGUGUCAACGAUGCCAUUGGCAAAAUUGACAACCUGACCGACGGCCUGGUGGCCCUCAGCGAGCUGCAUGCCUUUAACUUGAGAGUGGACCCGGCCAAUUUCAAGAUUCUGUCCCACUGCAUCCUUGUGGUGAUGGCCAUGCUGUACCCGAAGGAUUUCACCCCAGAGGUCCAUGUUUGCAUGGACAAAUUCCUGGCAAACCUGACUCUCGCCAUUAGUGACAAGUACAGAUAAAUAUUUGAAUCACACCAACCCCAACAUGAUCUAAUUCAAUAAAAGAUCAAGAGCAA